Messenger RNA from Sipha flava (yellow sugarcane aphid), 3820 nucleotides. RefSeq lists its product as uncharacterized. The record is from RefSeq and is a predicted model, not a curated record. The coding region runs from base 92 to 3754 and encodes 1220 amino acids. The transcript is spliced from 3 exons. Lineage: Eukaryota; Metazoa; Arthropoda; Insecta; Hemiptera; Aphididae.
GUUUCCGCUUUUCGUCGCGUACAAUCCAAAUCAAUUGACCUUUUGCAGACUACAAAUUUUUCCUCGCCACCGUUUCCUACCCUAUGUUAUAAUGGCUAGCAGACAGUCUGUUAGUUCAAUACUAAAGCCACCCAAAGUACGACCUCCUUUGAAAGAAAUAGAACCAGUGGAUCCAGAUUCUGAUGAAAAUACUGCCAGUUUGCCCAAAAGAAAAGUAAGUUUUUCUGGGAUGAACAAAAUCAAAAUGUAUAAUACAGGUGCUACGUCACUGACUGUAAACCAAGCCCCAAUGUUUGAUGAACACCUUUCAAUUUUGUCAGAUUCUUCUAAUACUGAUAAAUCAAAAUUAUCAGGAAAAUUAGAAAAAUCUGAUGGUCAAAUGAUUUUAGAAUCAACAAAUUGUACAAAUGUAGAAAAUAAUGCUCGCGUUAUUAUUGAGUAUGAAAGUCCAAGUGAUAAUAUGGAAAUGACUGAAGCAUUAUCUGGUAAAAUAUUAUCAGAUACUAUUUAUACAAUUGAUAAUAAUGGUUCUGAACAUUUUGAUUACAACUCAGAUUAUUCGGAGUAUAAUAUGGAAUUUACAGAAGCAAUUAAAGUUGGUCAAAUAUUACAUGCUGAUAAUGAGUCAGAUUUAAGUUCUACUUGCAUGUCUAAGACUGUGAUUGAUGAAGAACUAAGUGAUGAAUUGAUGACUCUAUCUACCUCAAAACCUACUUCAUUGCAUAAUAAAUUGGAAAAAAAUACAUCUAACAUAAGUUUAAGUAAUAUGGAUUUUACUUGUGCAAAUAAUAAAUCAAAUAUCAUGGAUCAUUCUUGUUCGAAUACUCAAUCAAGCAACAUGGAAUUAACAUGUAUAACUAGUAAAUCUCUAAAAUCUUAUUGGUCUAAUAAUGAUAGUAAAUUAUUAAGUAUGGAAUUGACAGAAUUAUCUGAUAAACAGACGUUUGAAAAUAAUUGUGAUUUGGAUUAUGAUUAUGAAUAUAAUCAAAAUUAUGAUACGGAUAUGGAGGUAUCUCAUGAAAUCGAAACAAAAGAUGCUAAAAAUUCUAGAUUAUUACAUGCUAAAAGCCCAAAAAUAAAUUAUUCUAAUAAUCAAAAUAUUUCAUCAUUAUCAAAAAAUGUUAAAAAUGAUGAGGAUGUAUUAGAAAAAUUAUCAUCAAGUGUUAUGUCUAUGGAUGUUGAUCCAUCAUUAAAUGAAAAUGAAUAUGAUAUUAUUUAUUUAAAUGUUGAUAACUCCAAAUCAAUUGUGAAUGAACAAAAUAAUUCAAUUGUUGAAGUAGAAAAUAAAUUAGAUAAAUCAAAUGUUAAUGAUUUAAACUAUCUUAAUAAUAAAUCUAAAAUAUUUAUGGUUCCUACAGAUUCAUCAUUUGUUCAAAAUACAUCUCCAGAAAAAGAAUUACUGGAACAUGUUCCAGUUGAAAUACUUAAAGAAACAUUUCAUGCUCAUACAUCUGUAUUAGAUCAAAAUAAAUAUAUUGAAAAUAAGGUAUUAAUGUUUGAAGAAAUUAAAGAAAAAAAAUAUUCAAGAAGAACAAUGAAAAUUAUGCCUGCAAUGACACAAGAAAGUAUGUUGAAAAGUUAUUCAAGAAAAUCAAUUGUACCCACAUCUAAUUUAAAUCAAACUCAUACUUGUGAAAGUGAAGAUUUAUCAAAUAUAUCUACAACAGUAAAAGAAAAUGAUCAAGACAAUUAUUCCACAAGAUUAAUUGAAUCCAUAUCAGUUUCUGACCUAAGUCAUUCUUCUAAAAAUGUAGCAGAUGGAUCUGCAAUAGAUAAAAAUAAUGAACAAAUAGUUUCUAGAAAAUCAAUUAUACCUACAUCUAAUUUAAACCUAACUCAAUCUUGUGAAAAUGAAGAUUUAUUAAAUAUAUCUACCAUGGUAAAAGAAAACAAUCAAGACAAUUAUUCUACAAAAUUAAUUGAAUCCAUAUCAGAUUUUGAUCUUACACAUUCUUCUGAAGAUGAAAAUGUGGCAGAUGCAUCUGCAGUAAUUGAAGAAACUAAAAAGAAGGAUUAUUCAAGAAAAACAGUAGGUCCAAUGUCUUUAUUGGCUCAAAAUAAAUUUUCAGAUGACAGUAUGUGCAAUAAUUCAUUGAAGAGUAAUGAAUGUUAUGAAUUUAAUCAUGAAAAGUCUGCUGCUUCUGUUGCUCAAGUAAAUAUUAAUAAUAUAUCUAGUAUAUCCAACAACAGUAAUAUUCAACAAUUUGAUGAAUCAAAUUAUGAAGGAAUACCAAUAUCAAAAAUUGAACAGAAAUCUAUAUUGCUUAAUGUGAAUGAAGAUGAAUUUAAAUCACCAUUUAGAAAAAAAUCAAAAAAGUCUGUAGUUUUAACACAUUUAACAGAACUACCUAUUGAACAGUUGUCUGUUAAAAAUGACAAUGAAAGUAAAUUGAAAAUUGAUAAUAAUUCAGAAAUUAUUGAUAGUAUUAAUAAAAUGGAUAUAUCAAUUGAACUCGAAUCAAAAGAUUGUAUUAAGACAAACGUGUUUUCUGAAAAAAUAAACUUAACUUUACCCUCAUGUUCUCCAUUAAAUAAUAUAUCACACAUUGAAAAAGUAUCUAACUCUGUUAAUAAAAAUCAAAGUUUCGUAAAUCCACCUGAAGAAAACAUAAUUGAAUUGGAGCAAAAUGUUAAUAGACUACCUUCAGACACUAUUUUUUUAAAUAAUGGAUUAAAUGAAGAAAAAAUCAAUAACAAAUCUCUAAAAAUCACUGAUAAUAAAAUCAACAAUGUUAAACAUAGCAUAGAUGUAAUUACAAGUAACACUUGUAUUGAAAGUAUAGCUAAUAUGUCAAUUUCUGAUGAUAUGCAUUAUAAUAAUGAACAAUCAUUUAUAGGAAAUCGUAAAAGAAGUUAUUCAAAUAGAGAUGAUAAUAUUCCCCUAUCAUGUUCAACAUUUAUUUCUAAAUCCAUUACUCAUAAUUCGAUAAAGGAAGAUUUUUCUAAGGAAAACGAAGUAGAAAAAAAUAGUCCGAUUAAAAAAGAUGUUAUUAAAAAGAAUAUAAUUAGCGAAGAAUCUUUAUUAGAUAAUUAUAUUGAAGUAGAUGAGAUAGAAGAAGAUUUUGAUAAAGAAAUUUUGAGCAAUGAAGUCAUGGAAUUCUUAGUAAGGUGGAAUAAUCAAUUUGUUGAAAACAAAUUAACUUUACAUAAGUGCACAAAUAGAGAAUGGAUUUUCAAUGUUUUAGAUAAUAAUAUUGUUUUAAUGAUAACUUAUUUACCUAUUCUGAAUGAUAACUCAUUUCUUAAAGUAGAGGAUAUUUCAUUUACUAUUAAGACCACAGAUAAGACCAUUAUUCCAAAUGAAGUAUCAAAGUUUGGAAUAAAUUGGAUUUUAUCAAAAUACAAUCCAAAGUUCUACAAGCAAAUAUGUUUUACUUCAAGAGAUGUAGAACUGUUAUUAAAAUCUCUGUUAGAUGAUGUUUACUUUAUUAGUAAGGCUAUGAAGAAUAUGUUGUAUGUUGGUGAUAUGCAUUGUGUCACAUUUAAAGAUAGUAAGGCUCAGUUUAUAUUGCACAAUAUGAAUUGCUUAUUGAUGGUUCGUAUUGAGAUAUUAUUGUCAAAUAUUCAUAAGCUUUCUGUAAAAGAUAUUUUUGUUGAUUGUUUCUUUGGUUUUUUCGAUAUGAAAAUAUUGGAUGAAAUAAUGAAAAAUAUUACAAGGGAUUGUAAUAUUUUGCAAUCUUUAAUUGAACAACUAAAAAAAUACUAUUCAGAUGAAGGAAAUCAUAUAGGAGUUAAAGCAAUCACCGAAAUGUGAUAAAAAAUAUAAUGCUAGGAAAUAACUAAAUAUGUUAAAAAUAUAUAUGUGUAAGUUUUCACAAUU